Molecule: messenger RNA, 6241 nt
Organism: Prinia subflava (tawny-flanked prinia)
Lineage: Eukaryota; Metazoa; Chordata; Aves; Passeriformes; Cisticolidae
Gene: MIEF1
Product: mitochondrial elongation factor 1
Exons: 6
Coding region: 256-2784 (842 amino acids)
Biological process (GO): mitochondrion organization; positive regulation of mitochondrial fission; protein N-linked glycosylation
Cellular component (GO): mitochondrial outer membrane
Molecular function (GO): beta-1,4-mannosylglycoprotein 4-beta-N-acetylglucosaminyltransferase activity
Source: RefSeq, a predicted model, not a curated record
UGCUGCCGGCGGGGCUCGGCUCGCCGCGGCUUUGCAGCGUAGCGCAUCUUUUCCCGCGGCUGGGAGGAGGUGCCGGGCCGCUCCGAGGCGGAGAAGGCGGAGGAAGGCGGCGGGGGGCUGCGGGCUCCGGGUUCGCCUGUCGCCUCGCCUCGGCCGGCGCCGAGCCAUGCCGGGGGGCGGCGGGCGGGCCGGGGGCGAGCGGCAGCCUCGCCCCGCCUGGGGCCCGGCGGGCACCGACACUGCGCCGGCCGGGGGAUGAAGAUGAGACGCCAUAAACUCUUUCUGACUCUCUGCAUGGCUGGUCUCUGCCUCAUCUCCUUCUUGCACUUCCUCAAGGCCCUUUCCUAUGUCACCUUUCCCAGGGAGCUGGCUUCACUUAGUCCCAACCUCGUUUCUAGCUUCUUCUGGAACAAUGCCCCUGUCAUGCCUCAGGUCAGCCCUGAGCCAGGGGGUGCGGAGCUCCUCCGAACACCCCUGUACUCCCACUCCCCCUUGCUCCAGCCCCUGUCUCCCAGCAGAGCCAGCGAAGAGCUGCACAAGGUUGAGUUUGUGCUGCCAGAAGACUCAACGGAAUACUUUGUCCAUACCAAAGCCGGUGGCAUUUGCUUUAAACCAGGCACCAAGGUGUUGGAGAAGCCACUUGUGGGAGGUCGGCAGGAGGAGCGAGCGGAUGGCGCAGCCUUGGGACGGCCAGCUCGGAAGCCGCUGAGCGCCAGCGGAACCAAGCGGCGCAAGUGGGUGGAAUGUGUGUGUCUGCCAGGCUGGCAUGGCCCCAGCUGCGGGGUCCCCACUGUGGUCCAGUACUCCAACCUGCCCACCAAGGACCGCCUCGUGCCGCGGGAGGUCCCCCGGCGGGUCAUCAAUGCCAUCAAUGUGAACCACGAGUUUGACCUGCUGGAUGUCCGCUUCCAUGAGCUGGGAGAUGUGGUGGAUGCUUUCGUGGUGUGUGAGUCCAACUUCACAGCCUAUGGAGAGCCACGGCCCCUCAAGUUCCGCGAGAUGCUCCUCAAUGGCUCCUUUGACUACAUCCGCCACAAGGUGCUCUACGUCUUCCUGGACCACUUCCCCCCCGGUGGCCGCCAGGACGGCUGGAUUGCUGACGAUUACCUGCGUACCUUCCUCACCCGGGAUGGCGUCUCUCGCCUCCGCAACCUGCGCCCGGACGAUGUCUUCAUCAUCGAUGAUGCUGAUGAGAUCCCAGCCCGUGAUGGCGUGCUCUUCCUCAAGCUCUAUGAUGGCUGGACAGAGCCCUUUGCCUUUCACAUGCGAAAGUCGCUCUAUGGCUUCUUCUGGAAGCAACCAGGCACCUUGGAGGUGGUCUCGGGCUGCACCAUGGGAAUGCUCCAGGCUGUCUAUGCUACCGAUGGAAUACGUUUGCGACGCCGUAAGAUGGCAGGCGCUGGGCAGCGCAAAGGGAAGAAGGAUGACAACGGCAUCGGCACCGCCAUCGACUUCGUGCUGGCCAACGCACGGCUGGUGCUGGGCGUGGGGGGCGCCGCCAUGCUGGGCAUUGCCACGCUGGCCGUCAAGCGGAUGUAUGACCGGGCAAUCAGUGCUCCCAGCAGCCCCACUCGCUUGGGCCAGUCAGGAAAGAGAAGCUGGGAAGAGCCAAACUGGCUGGGCUCCUCCUCACGCCUGCUGACCCAGGACAUGAAGACCAGCCUCAGCCGCUCCCUGCAGACCCUCCCCACUGAGCCUUCAGCUGCAGACACAGACUUUAUUCGACCCACAAAGCCCAAGCCAUCUGCCAAGCGGAGUCAGGUGGAGCUGAAGAAGUCCCGCCUUCGCCUGUCCCUGCAGGAGAAGCUGUUUGCAUACUACCGACGGCGGGUGGCAAUCCCAGCAGAUGAGCAGGCUCGAGCCAAGCAGGCAGCUGUGGAUAUCUGCGCGGAGCUGCGCAGCUUCCUGCGCGCCAAGCUGCCGGACAUGCCCCUGCGGGACAUGUACCUCAGCGGCAGCCUCUACGAUGACCUACAGGUAGUGACAGCUGACCACAUCCAGCUUAUUGUACCUCUUAUGCUGGAGCAGAACCUGUGGUCGUGUAUCCCUGGGGAGGACACUAUCAUGAACAUUCCUGGCUUCUACUUGGUGCGUCGAGAAAACCCAGAGUACUUUCCUCGCGGGAGCAGCUACUGGGACCGCUGUGUGGUAGGAGGUUACCUUUCCCCCAAAACUGUAGCAGACACCUUUGAGAAAGUUGUAGCUGGGUCCAUAAACUGGCCAGCAAUUGGGAGUCUCUUGGACUAUGUGAUCCGUCCAGCAGCUCCCCCAGCAGAUUUGACUCUGGAAGUCCAGUAUGAUGCAGAUCGGCAUCUUUUUAUUGACUUUCUACCAUCCCUGACACUGGGGGACAUCGUCCUCGUUGCUAAACCUCACCGAUUGGCCCAGAAUGACAACUUGUGGCGACUGAGCCUGCGGCCAGCGGAAACAGCUCGCCUCCACGCCCUGGACCAGGGCGAUUCUGGCUGCCGCUGCUUGUGCCUCAAGAUCUUCAAAGCAGUAUGCAAGUUAAACCCAGCUCUGGGACAUCUCACUGCCAGCCAGCUCACCAAUGUCAUCCUGCACCUCUCCCAGGAGGAGUCCAACUGGUCCCAGGACAUGCUGGCCGAUCGCUUCUUGCAGGCACUGAAGGGGCUGAUCCACUAUUUGGAGGCAGGUGUCCUCCCUAGUGUCCUGAACCCCAAGGUGAACUUGUUUUCAGAGCUCACCCCUGAAGAAGUGGAUGAGUUGGGCUAUACCCUCUACAGCUCUCUGUCGGAGCCAGAGGUCUUGCUGCAGACGUGAUGGGGCCUUACCUAGGGAAGUGUUGAUAGGGUUUAGCCAAUGCAGACUUUGAUUACUGUGAAUUACGUCUCCUUCACUUCUCCCUAUCUCCCUCUCUCUCCCUCUCUUAUCACUCCCCCAUUUUAGUUCAUUAGUAAUUCCUGCUGUGGAGUCGGUGCUCCCACUGAAUUUCUUGGUGCUGCUGGUCCAUUUCCACCAUCUCUGCCCCAACAGGUCCCCUUUGGCUAGGGAAGAGAGGCUAAAACUGCACCUCUGAGAUCUUCAUAUAAAUUCUGCUGAGUUUAAGUGUCUACCAAAAAAAUAAACCAAACUAUGCACUUCUUUAUUCUGUAGUACACUUACUACAGCAAAACAUUUUUGGUCUCAAGAAGGUGGAAGUUGGCUGGUAAAUCUAGUGAUGAUUUUAGUAGAAUUGCACUGAGGUUGUUUAAUUUCCUCCAGCUUGACUUUACCCCGUGUUUAUUUUUCUCUGCUCUCCCACACUGUGUCACUUUCCUUUCUUUUAUGUCCUUUUGGCCCAGUCAUGCAGGGCAGACUGAGUGAGAUAUUUUGGAUAGGGUUCCUUUUGUAUUUAUGAGUGGAUAAUGACUACACUGGCAAUAUUUAGGGCUGUAGAGCUUGAAAUUGGAGAAUUCCCACAGCUCCUGCUGCCACACAGAGCCUUCCCAUCCUUUGCAAGCUGGGGUCGGGGUUAAGGACCAAAAUUUGUCCAGUCUGCUGCAACACAACCUCCUGUAUGGGCAUUUCUUGUUGAAGGUGUCACGUGAGGAAGGAACCUUUUUGGUCUGGCUGUGUGAUGAGGCUGAAGGAGCAGAGCUUGCUGUUCCUACCUAGCCAGAUCUGCUGGGAAUGGCCUCAGGAGUGGAGAAUAAGGCAACUCUUCAAUUGUUUCUGGCCUAGAGGAAGAGAGGGUAAUUACAGGGAAGGGGUGGGAGACACACAUGGGAAUGGGGAUUGGUUUUUUUCAUCUUUUCCCCAAGAGUUUAUGGCUGUUCUGGUUUACUGAAGGUGGAAACAAGACUGCAUGCCUCAAAGAGCUUUAGAAUAAGCACAUAUAAACCAGAUUCUCACCAGCUCUAAAGGCUGUGAAGGUGAUAGAAUGAACUGGUGUCCUCAGCAAGGUUCUGUCCCAUAUACUGGUAUUAGGGUACGUAUACAAAGCUGGCAUUUAGCCAGCUUUGCCAUCUGCUCUGUGUGCUGUAGUCUCAUCCCCAGAACUGAGGCUGUCCAGCACCUUCCUCAUUCCCGUGUGUUGACUUUCCAGUGCUCCUAUUUUACAAAUACUUACAGAAAGCUGGUGAGGGCACAUCUUCCCAUUCCAUCUGUUUGGACCUGUUGGCAGAGCAGUUCUGCCUACUCCUGUCUACGGCUGCUCUCAGGCUGUAGACCCUUUAUACUCUGCAUUAAGCCACCUCCUGUCUUCAAAAAGUGGGAGAGAAGGUGUCCCCCCGCGUCUGGAGCUCUGUGUGUAUCUCAAAAGAUCAACAUAACUUGUUUCAGAAACAUAUUUGCAUUUCCCUGCUUUAGCAACUUUUUACGCCCUUGCUGUUCAGUCUCAUUAGCUAGUGGAGAGGAGUACUGCAACAGCAGAGUUUGGAGGGAGCAGGAAUCCUUUUCUCCUUUUCUCCUCCCUUCCUCUCAGGACUUCCCCCAUCUUUGACACAGAAGUUUGGAGGUGAAUUUCAGGAGUGAAACCAUGGAGGGAAGUCUUUCACACCGGGUUCUUUUUAUAGGCAGUGCUGGUGAGGUGAGAGAGGGAGCAUCUUUCAUGGACAAUCCGUCCAUUUUAGCCAAUGUGUCAGCAUUCUGUAUACAGUGAUAAUGCAACAUUGCAUUUUAAAUUAUUUAAUCCUUAGGGUACUGGUCUUUUCUAGAUUGCCAGAUGUGUACUUUGAAGUCUGAGUGUGUAUAUAAAGUCUAUAGUCUAUCAAAGGUUAACAGGAAUCCCAUUUGUAUGACUUUGUGUUUUGUAAGUUUCGCAGCAGUCAGUGUUGGUCAGCUGUUGAUUGCACUUCACUCUGGUUCCCAGAUUUUUUCCCCUCUUCCUUCCCUUGCCCCCCACUGCCUUUCUGAUGUCAGCCUUCCUACCCUAAAAGCAGACAGAUGAGACUUGGAGCCUAUAGGCUAUUGGGGGAAAUGCCCCUUGUUUUUAAUUACUUGAAGGUCAAUAAAAAAUAUUAAAAUACCUGGGUUGUCAGGAGUUCCCCCAAAGCUCAUUGCUUCAGUGUGAUGUCACCCCUCACUUGGUGCUGACUCCGGUACUGUGGUCUUCACAUGUUAGUAGCAAUGUGGUUGGAAAUGAUUAAAACUCUAGAUACAAAGAAAAGGUGAGAGACAACUUGAGAACAGUUGUCACAUACAUAUCUGUAUAUAUAAUUUUUUACAUGAAUGCUUUUACUUCUUCCUGGCAACCUAACUAAUUAAUAUUUUAUGGCCAUUUUUUGCUGCUAUUUAGCUCAAUUUGUGUAUCAGAUGAAGCUGCCUUUUUGCCUUUUCUGUAGACUCUGCUCCACUUCAUUUGUAUCAUCCGUCUCCAUCAUUUCUUCCCUUCAGUUUUGCCCUCUGAGCUAGCCACGAGCCUGUUCUCAGGAGGCUAAUGAUCACUUCCUACAGGCAGCCACCACAGCAGGCAGUAGCUACCCUGGCAGUGGCAGUCUUGACAAAGGCCAAAGAUGUCAUGGGUCACAGGGACACUGCAACUAGGAAUAUUUUAAGAGCAGGGUCAGGUAUAAGGGUCAAUAGAAGCAGGGAAGAAGGUGUAGGGUAAAUAUGCAGGAAACUUCCAGUAAUGCUGCACCCAGCCUGUGGGUCAAAAAGAAUGUUGCAGUCUUUCAAACUGGCACCUGUCAGUAUUAAAUGUAGUGCAUGUGUUGACAUACAGCCUAGAGGGCUAUCUUACCUACAGGUAAGCUACUUCCUGGUCAAAUAAAUCUGUAGCAGAGCAGGAGAACCUAAAGCUGAAUGUGAAAAGGGCAGCUCCUGGCUACCUUCCUGGCAGAGCAGCUCAGAGACAGAUUGAUUGUAAUAGGCUCAGGGCGUGCAUUAGGCUGGUGGCUGCCUCAGCUCCAAGAAUGUCUCCGUGUGUUCUGCUGUAGCUUAGCUCACACAAGCUUCCCAUGAGAUUGUUGUCUUAUUCCCUGUAACUACAGGGUGAGGACCAACAUGCUCAGCUGUGGGUUUCACUGCUGCUGAGCUCCACUGCUAAUCUUUCAAGUCAGAUGGAUUUCUUUUUCUGUGUUCAAAAAGCAAUUAUGGAAACAAGAGGCUGCAUUCUGCCCCCUGGCAAGCUGCCAUCAGGGCCCUCAUUCUUAGCAUGUGGGCAUGCAGUGAGAAGUGAAGAGAUGAUGCCUCAUCUCUCCCAGGCCUGGAGGCUGUGGAUUUGCAAAGGGGAAAGUCCAAGUGCAUGAUCUGUGACAGAGUGUGUGGAAUUCUGAAAUAAAAUUACUUCCCACAGUAA